AUGACCACCUCACGAUUCGAGACAGAGAGUUUUACUGCAGAUCACCUCGUAGAGAGCGCAGGAACUGUAUUAUUCCGCCUCUCGACGCGUGAGAUCUGCAUUAUACGCCAUUUGCAGCGUAAUGAGUAUCUUCUACCCAAGGGUCGCCGCAACCUACACGAGUCAAGGCAAGCCACAGCGAUUCGCGAGACCACGGAAGAAACUGGAAGCGAGGAUGUGCCCGAUGAGGCACGCUUCUUCGAGGGUGCGUGCGAGCCCAUUCUUGUACAAGCCCGACGACGGGUCGAGCAGGGGGAGAUGAAGCUUAUUUGGUGGUUUGUGGCCGCUGUUGAUGAAGAGAAGCCCGCUGGGCCGCAUGAGGACAAGUUUGGCGUGGAGUUCCUUAGUUACGAUGCAGCAUUGGAGAGGCUGACGUUUAAGGAUGACCGUGACCUGGUCGGGAGGGCGAUUGACCUGGUGAAGUCGACUUUGGCUUCUUAA
Molecule: messenger RNA, 480 nt
Organism: Fusarium musae
Lineage: Eukaryota; Fungi; Ascomycota; Sordariomycetes; Hypocreales; Nectriaceae
Exons: 2
Coding region: 1-480 (159 amino acids)
Biological process (GO): ATP biosynthetic process; AMP biosynthetic process
Molecular function (GO): bis(5'-nucleosyl)-tetraphosphatase (asymmetrical) activity
Source: RefSeq, a predicted model, not a curated record